This is a messenger RNA of Ipomoea nil (Japanese morning glory), 1774 nucleotides long. RefSeq names its product geraniol 8-hydroxylase-like. The coding region runs from base 124 to 1602 and encodes 492 amino acids. The record is from RefSeq and is a predicted model, not a curated record. Lineage: Eukaryota; Viridiplantae; Streptophyta; Magnoliopsida; Solanales; Convolvulaceae. Gene Ontology annotation, molecular function: oxidoreductase activity, acting on paired donors, with incorporation or reduction of molecular oxygen; heme binding; iron ion binding. The transcript is spliced from 2 exons.
AAACCUUAAAAAAAUCAAAUGCUAUUACUAGUUAUAGACCAAAAAUUCAUCAUAAUGCAAAUUUAUGAGCAGUAAAUUUGGAAAGAACAGAACACAAAACCUAGAUACUCAGAGUUGGAUAACAUGGAUUAUGUUACCAUAUUGGUCGGAUUGCUGUUCGCCUGGACUUUGCUCCGAUGGCUUUAUAACAAAAUCACAGCGUCAUCACUGCCGCCGGGACCAAAUCCGUUACCGAUCAUCGGAAACCUCCACCAGCUAGGUGCUCAGCCGCACAAAUCUCUAGCCAAGCUCGCCGCAACUUAUGGCCCCAUUAUGAGCUUGAAAUUUGGUCAAAUCACAACCAUCGUCGUCACUUCACCCGACGCCGCCAAACAAGUCCUUAAAAAUCAGGACUCCGCCUUCGCCUCCCGGCCGGUGCCGGACGCCACUCGCCCUCACGAAUUCCACAAAUUCUCCGUCAUCUGGCUCCCCGUCGGGUCCCGAUGGAGAACCUUCCGCAAGAUCUUAAACGCCGGCGUCUUCUCGAACAGCCGGCUGGACGGAAACCGGGAAUCUAGGGCUAGCAAGGUCCGAGAUCUCGUCAAUCUCUGCCGGAAAAGUAGCGCGGAGGGGAAAGCGGUGGAUAUCGGGCAAGCGGCGUUCACAACAUCCUUGAACUUGUUGUCCAACACUGUUUUCUCCAAGGACUUGGCGGACCCCAAUUCCAACGAAAGACUGGAGAUGAGAGAUUUGAUCUGUGAGGCGAUGUCGGAGUCCGGGAAGACUAACCUGGUGGAUUUUUUCCCUGUUUUGAGAAAGUUUGAUCCUCAGGGCGUGCGGCGGCGCAUCACCGUCUGUUUCGCCAAGUUGCUGCAGAUUUUUGGCGGUUUGAUUGAAGAACGAAUGGCGGCUCGCGCACUGGGAACAAACGACAACUGUGAUAUGUUGGAUUAUCUUCUCAACAUUAGCAAUGAAAACCCUGAGAUUGAUACAAAGCAGAUCACUUUCACCAUCUUGGAUCUAAUAGGUGCGGGCACUGAUACUUCCACGAGCACGGUUGAAUGGGCAAUGGCGGAGACACUGAAAAAUCCGGAGGUUCUGAGUAAAGUACAGACUGAGCUAAAACAGGUCGUCGGAAAAGGGAAACAAGUAGACGAAGCCGACAUCGUUAAUCUUCCAUAUUUGCAGUCCAUCGUUAAGGAGACUUUAAGAAUGCACCCGCCGGUUCCAUUCUUAGUUCCCCGUAGAGUUGAGCAGGAUUCCGAGGUGUUAGGCUAUGUUGUCCCGAAAGGGUCACAAGUUUUGGUUAAUGUUUGGGCAAUUGGGCGUGAUUCGGGUAUUUGGAAGGACCCUUUGAUGUUCGAGCCAGAGAGGUUUAUGGACGCGAAAGUGGAUGUAAGGGGUCAAGAUUUCGAGCUCAUACCAUUUGGUGCGGGGAGAAGAGUGUGCCCUGGCAUGCCCUUGGCUAUGAGAAUGGUUCCGGUAAUGUUGGGGUCUUUAUUGAAUUCAUUUGAUUGGCAGCUUGAAAGUGGGAUUGCACCUAUGGAUUUGGACAUGGGGGAAAAGUUUAGUUUCACUCUAGCCAAAGGCCAACCUUUGCGAGCUGUGCCAAUUUCUCUCUGAUCCACAUCAGUGUUAUUGAUGCACCCACUUGAAAAGUAAGUUGUAAUGUUACCAAGAUCAACAUAGGAAAUAUGAGGAACAAUAAUCAAUUCCAAUAUCAUAAGAUGUACCAAAAAAAAGGUGAAAAAUAAUUCCCAAUACAUUUCCAAUAAUGUAAUAACUUGUCUAAUUA